This is a messenger RNA of Zea mays, 1637 nucleotides long. RefSeq lists its product as uncharacterized. Lineage: Eukaryota; Viridiplantae; Streptophyta; Magnoliopsida; Poales; Poaceae. The coding region runs from base 44 to 1342 and encodes 432 amino acids. Gene Ontology annotation, cellular component: plasma membrane. Gene Ontology annotation, biological process: protein localization to plasma membrane; phosphatidylinositol phosphate biosynthetic process. The record is from RefSeq and is marked predicted. The transcript is spliced from 2 exons.
CGAGGAGAGAUCUCAUCUCGGCUUCUCCGCCGCCGUCGCCGCCAUGCCUCCCUCCCCAUCUUCCGCCGGUGCGGGCGCCGCCUCGCCUUCCGGUUCCGCGUCCGCUUCCGGCUCCGACCCGACCCCGUCUUGGUGGGAGUCCGUCUCGCAGGCACGGUCCCGCAUCCUGGCGCUCUCCUCCAUCCUGCCCGCGGCGGUCUCCCACGACGUGGCGGCGCUGGCCGACGCCGACCGCCCGGCGCGCGCGCUCCUCCGCUCGCCCGCUGCCUAUUCGGCGCUCUCCGACGCGCUCCGGGCGGGCGGGGGCGCCGACGACCCGGCCUGCCACUGGCUCUACGACACGCUCCUCUCCGCCGACCCGGACCUCCGCCUCGCCGCGCUCGCGUUCCUGCCCCUGCUGGCGGCGCUCUACCUCCGCCGCCUCCCACCCGAGCUCCCUUCCUCGCUCUCCGGCUUCGAGGCCGUCCUCCUCGCCGUUUACUCCUCCGAGGCCAAGAAUCGCCAGGGGAAGCCGGUCCUCGUCCAGGUGCCCGACCUCUCCGUCCCAUCCCUGUACCACACGCCGGCGUCCAGCCCCAGCUCCAAGUCCCCUCGCCGGUCGCAGCCCCCGCCGAUCCCCCCUCCGCAGGCGACUCCCGUGGUGGGGGUGCUGUCGCCGCCGCUGGAGCCACAGGCCGCGGUGAAAUCGACGAAGCGCGCUGGAAUUAUUGGAGUUGCAUUUGAGGCCUACUACUCCAAGAUUUCGCAGAUGCCUGCUGCGUCGAAGGUGGAUGCCUGCAAUGCUGUGGCUGCGUGGGCGGGGCAGUACUGCAAAUGCCGUUUUGAGCUGGAUGAGAAAGAACUGGAAGAAGAGGAAGGUGACUCUUUGGGGUCUGCCUCGUCAAUGACCUCGGAGAUUGAGAAUGGGAAGGAACUGGAGGACGAAUUGGCCAGGACGCAUAUCAAUGGAGACAGCAGUGGCCGGAAUUGCAGCGGGGACGACAAGGAGGCGAGGGUGCCACUUCCCUGGGAGCUGCUCCAGCCAGUGAUGAGGGUUCUUGGGCACUGCUUGCUUGCCCCGCUGAACCCACCUGAGGUGCGUGAUGCCGCAGCAGACGCAGUGAGGGUCGUCUAUGCCCGUGCAUGCCACGAUCUUGUGGCACAGGCAAUCUUAGCAUCACGAAGCUUGAUUGAGCUUGACAAGAGCGCACGAAAGGCUGCCAAGGCAGCAGCUGCUGCGGCUUCUGGGCAAAUUGUUGCAGUUGGCACUGCUGGAAGCAAUGCAUCAAGCUCUAGGCCAAGUUCAAAGCCAAAUACACCAAGCAAGCAGCGGAAGCCUGACACACUGCUCGUGUCCAAAUGAAGUCAAAUGCGCUACAUCUAGCAAGAGUGUUUGCUUAUGGUUCCUCAAGAGAUCCAAUCAGAGGCCAAAUAUCAAAACGAUUCCAUAUCUUAGCUAGUAAGUAACUAAUUUUCCUUGUAGUUUGGGGGAAAUCCUGAAGAAAGCUCAAUGCCUCAUUGAUUAGAAUUCUGCACUUGUAGUCGAUUUCCAACACAUAUACUUGUUUGAAGGUUCCAGUCACCAUGUUGUAAUACAGAUGUACAUGUAGGUCGUAGGUGAUGUAUUUUUCAUUUCUAACAAGCUUCUAAGUUCUAUG